AUGCAAUGUGGAACCCCUGAUAUUACUCCGGCUCAAUGUCAGGCUAUCGACUUUUACUUCAAUGGACAGCAGUGCUACUAUGGGAAGGCAGUGACUGUGCAGUGUACCAGGGAUGCUCAGUUUGUGGUGGUGGUGGCCAUGGAUGCCACUUGGCCCAAAAUAGACAUUGAUUCCAUCAGUCUGUUGGGGGGAAAUGACAGCCCCUGCAGUCCUGUUGGCAUCACUUCAGCCUUCGCCAUAUACCAGUUCCCUGUCACUGCCUGUGGCACCACUCUAAAGGAGAGUAGAGGUUAUGUGGUUUAUGAGAACAGGAUGGCGUCUUCCUAUAAAGUAGGGAUGGGACCUCAAGGCUCUAUCACCAGGGACAGCCAUUUUGACCUGCUGUUCCAGUGUAAGUACUCUGCCACUGCAGUGGAGGCUCUGGUUAUUGAGGUGAAUACUGUUCCUGCACCCGCUCCUGUUGCUGCUCCAGGACCCCUCACAGUGGAACAUGCGACACCAAGGGAUGCUUGUUCUGUGUCAAUUCGUAAGUCCAGAGCCUUCACAUUAUAUUACACUGAAGAAGACUACCCUCUCACUAAAGUCCUGAGGCAGCCUGUGUAUGUUGAGGUGUGCACUGAGAGGAAGGAUCCCAACCUGGUCCUGAUGCUGGAGCACUGCUGGACCACCUCUGCCCCCAGCCCUGUCAGCAUGCCCCAGUGGGAUCUCCUCAUUGAAGAAUGUUCCUAUCAGAAUGAUAAUUACCUGACUACCAUGGUCCCUAUGGAACGCUCCUCUGGCCUUCUGUACCCCAACCACUACAAACGCUUCACCCUCGAGAUGUUCACCUUUGUGGAUCACACUCUGUCUCCCCAGAAAGAUUGAAUUUUCAUCCACUGUAGUACAUCUGUGUGCUACCCUACUCCAGGGGUCUCCUGUGAACCGAAAUGCAACAGACAAAGGAGAGAUGUUGUUGCUGCUCAGAGGAAGACUAGACAGAUUGCUGUGGUCUCCAGUGGAGAAGUGGUCCUGGUUGACAAAAAGCCUGCCUAUCCUCCAAACCACUAA
Coregonus clupeaformis (lake whitefish) is the source of this 1047-nucleotide messenger RNA. Its product is annotated as zona pellucida sperm-binding protein 4-like. Gene Ontology annotation, cellular component: egg coat. Lineage: Eukaryota; Metazoa; Chordata; Actinopteri; Salmoniformes; Salmonidae. The record is from RefSeq and is a predicted model, not a curated record. Gene Ontology annotation, biological process: prevention of polyspermy; binding of sperm to zona pellucida. Gene Ontology annotation, molecular function: structural constituent of egg coat; acrosin binding.